Penicillium oxalicum is the source of this 465-nucleotide messenger RNA. RefSeq lists its product as uncharacterized. The coding region runs from base 1 to 465 and encodes 154 amino acids. The transcript is spliced from 4 exons. NCBI's taxonomy places the organism in Eukaryota, Fungi, Ascomycota, Eurotiomycetes, Eurotiales, Aspergillaceae. The record is from RefSeq and is a predicted model, not a curated record.
AUGUGGCCGUUCGGCCCCAGCUCGGCUAGCGGGUCUUUGGGUGGGCCUUGGGUUUGUGGCGUGUACAUCCGCCUGUAUUCAGAUUGGAUCGCAAUUUGGGCGCGCGAUAUGAAUCGUUCUGUUCGAGAUCUCCCCGUCGAUGGGGUGCGUAUAGAGUCCGGAUGGGGCCUGGAGGCUGAGAAGUAUUCAGCAAGGAGGUUGACUCCACCAGUCAGUGAAAUCACCGACCAGGAACCGGUGCGCAAGCACCACGUACCAGUAGGAGUCAGGUCCCUCCGUCGAGGUGGGAAGGUGCCUUCAAGAAUUGGGGCCCUGGGCACCGGCCUCUCGGUGGACUUCGCUGGGUCUGAGUGUGGGAGGUGGGAGGCAUUGGAGCUACUAGUUAGAGCAGGUAGAGGUCGAUGCAUUCUGAGGAUAAAUUUUCGGGCAUUCAUCGAGUCCCGCUCCCUGGAUGAGCGGCCGUAA